AAAAUAUUUUUGGCAUCGUUGGCAAGAUAUUUUGGCGACAUUUUGUAUCGGCAAACCUUGCGCGGAAUAAGAGAAAAGCGAGCUUCAAAUCGUUAAAAUGCAUCGUAUGUUUGAGUGUCUCAUGUUUAUCGUUACUUAGACAAUUUUUCUCGCACCACGUGGAAAAUCUAUUUCUUAUGUUGAAUACAAGCUUUUUUAAGAACACAUUUUGAAAGUUAUGAAUAAAAACACAGAAUGACCAGCAACGCAAUUCGAAGUAUUCGGCGAAAGAAGUCCUCCUUAUCCGAAGUCAAAAUUGUAGUUUUGGGAGCGCCGGGAGUUGGAAAAAGUGCUUUUUACGGGUUUCCAUCAAAUUUCUGAUACGGAUAUCACACAAGAGAAAAAUAUGAGCUACCAAAAGCGAACUCGAUCCUCAACUCUAAAGGCAGUUGCCGAUAGGGUUGCUUAAUUGCCCGAACAGUUGCUCGUAGCCGUUUUUUGUUCUUGCGAAGACUUUAGAUAUUCUCGUCUAUUUCCUGAUAAUCCUUUAAUAUUGAUGUCAACUAUGGAGAAUGGAAAUGCAGAAUCAUUUGGUCAGAUGGAUGCUAUGAAAAUCUUAUAAGCAUUAGAAGAUUCCUCAGAAUGGAAUGUUUGUCACUGUCUUUCAGAGUAAAACAAAAUACUGUCAUGAAGAUCCCUGUAGCAGAAUCUUUAGCAUUGACAGUCCGAUUUCUCACUAAAAGAUUCAUUGGUGAAUAUGAUCAUCAAACAGAAAACAGAUAUAAAAACGAGAUAAUGGUGGAUAAUGAUCCUGUUAUAUUUGAGAUUGUCGAUACAUGUCCAAGGAAUUUUACAGAUUUCCCGAGAGAAGAACUUUUACAUUGGGCUGAUGGUUUUUUAUUAGUCUAUUCCAUAAUUGAUAAAGAUUCUUUUACAUAUAUUCAAGAAGUGCGUCGACUCAUUCAGAAUUACAGACCAUCUUCUCCAGGUAGUUCCCAUCCUCCAUGCCCUAUAGUAGUUGUGGCCAACAAAGCUGAUCUUAUACACCUAAGAAAAGUCACUUUCGAACAAGGGGAAAAGCUUGCAAAAGAAGUGGAAGCCUCUUUUUCCGAAAUAGCUGCAUCCGAACAUGUUCAUCAAGUUGCAGAUGCAUUUAGUGAACUUUUUCGAGAAGUUAAUGUUUUUCGUCGACGCUCAAAACAAUCACUCUUGGAUCGGAUUAAACAUGGUGGAAAGAACUCAAACAAAAGUGAUAGAAAAUGAAACCUUCCAAGGGAUGAUUAGUGCAGAUGAUAUUUCUUUCGUCCAAAUUUCUUAUUUUGCUAUAUAAAAUUACAUUCUUUAGAUUAAUGUUUGCCUACCUUACAAAUGAAAAGUUUUCGACUACUGUUGAAAAAAUUAUAAAAAUAUUUACUAAAAGUUAUUUUUAUCAUGGGAUUACCUUUGGAUAUGCGAACUUCAUAAUUGUGGGCAAAAGGUUUUCAAUUCGCUUAAAACUUGCAACCGCUAUUAGGAGGCUAAUAGGGGCCACAAUCUAGGAAAUAUGGACCAUAUUUCCUAGAUUGCAGAAAUCAGUCGAAAGCUUUAUUCAGAGAAAUGUUUUUGUGUUUCGUAUUUUAAAAUAUCGUCUGCAUUAAUUAAUAAGCCGGUUUGAAGCAACCAUUUUAAGCCAAUUAAACUGAGUACAUAAAGAUCCAAUCACAAAAUCAAAAGUUAUUCAAGAUUUCUUAAAGGAAAUACUCUUUUUGCAUGUCUUUACAAAGUGUCUAUAUAAUUGGUUUUUAUCUUGUUUGCCGGAGUUUUUACUUAUAAAGACAAAAUUAUACGAGAGUAAUUUUUUGGGCAAUUUUAUUGAAAACAAAUAUCUUACUAUUUGAUGUUUCAUUAGUGAAGAAACACACUAUGAAUAUCCUGCAAUUUGUAGAAAUUUCAUUAAAAUUUAUGUUUUUUAUGCAAUUAUUAAAAAUAGCUAAAAAUAAUAAUUCAGUCGAGAUAAUUGUUAAUGGCAUUUAUGAGUUUAUUUUCUUCUAAUUAUUUAAAGAUCGGAUCUCGGAAUCUCUUCAAACUCUAAUAUUUCUCCACACUAAACUAUGUUUUUUAUUUUGACCUCUUUCAAUUUAACCUUUUAUUUCUUGAAAUAUUUUAGAGCAGAUUUACUUUUGAUUAAACUUUUGCUAUCAAUUUCAUUGAUAUUACAAAAAGUUCUUCACUAGUGGUCGUCAAUAUGUUAUUGAAAUGUCCAUGAAAUACUAAGUGAGCAUCUUCAACGGCUUUUCUUCAAACUCAACCAAUGAGAAGACAGAUUAAUGACGGUUGUUAACCAGAAUCGAUUUUCGCAGAAUGAAUCACGCUAUUGUAUUUUGUCCGUUUUUGAAUUGUAAUAAAUUUUCAAGUGAGAUUUUGCUUAUGCAAAAUUCAUAUUUUGUCUGAACUAAUUUCGGAAUAAAAAGAACUAAAUCAAUGUAGCAUAAAAAAAGUUUCAAAUAAUUCGCGCUUUUGUAAAUAAUCUAGAGUUUACAAAUAAGAUAAGUGUUUUUCUAUUAACAAGUUGAAUCAUCAACAACAGUGUUCCUUAAAGAGGCCAUUUAUUAAGGUCAAAUAACUCCACCAUUAUAAGCUUACCUAAAUGAAAAUAAUCAAAAUCAAUGAAAAUUUUAUGAAAUAUUUUCAUGUAACAAAACUGUUUCU
Molecule: messenger RNA, 2667 nt
Organism: Parasteatoda tepidariorum (common house spider)
Lineage: Eukaryota; Metazoa; Arthropoda; Arachnida; Araneae; Theridiidae
Product: ras-related and estrogen-regulated growth inhibitor
Molecular function (GO): GTP binding; GTPase activity
Source: RefSeq, a predicted model, not a curated record